AUGUCGGAAUCUACUGCUUUAUUAGGGAAUACUUCUCGUAUAAAUGGUAUAUUCCGUAAUAGAAAAUUACACAAGAUAUUAUUAGCGAUCCUAACUGUAGUUCUGAUUACAUUAUACUCAUAUGAAGAAAGUUUACCUCCAUCAUCUGGUCAUCAUAAAUCUCAAAAGAAGAACCUAAUCUUUUUCGUCACAGAUGGUAUGGGUCCUGCAUCGUUAUCGCUAACUAGAUCAUUUAGACAACUUACUCAGGAUUUACCUAUCGAUGAUAUAUUAGAGCUUGAUCAUCAUUUAAUUGGUUCUUCACGUACUAGAUCUUCAGACUCUCUAAUCACUGAUUCUGCAGCAGGUGCAACUGCUUUUUCAUGUGCUUUAAAAUCUUAUAACGGUGCUAUCGGAGUAUCGCCAUUAAGAAAUCCAUGCGGAACAAUUUUAGAAGCUGCUAAAUUUAAAGGUUAUAUGACAGGUUUAGUAGUAACUACUAGAAUUACAGAUGCUACACCAGCUGCUUUUAGUUCACAUGCAGAUUAUCGUAUUCAAGAAGAUCUUAUUGCAUUACAUCAAAUUGGUGAAUAUCCUCUAGGUAGAAUGGUUGAUUUAAUCAUUGGUGGAGGGAGAUCCCAUUACACUUCAAGAGUACGUAAAGAUGGACGUGAUUUAUUACACGAAUCAACUCAAAAUGGUUGGCAAGUAGUUCAAAAUCGUAAAGAAUUUGAUACUUUACAAUUAGGUACAAAUGUAUCAUUACCAUUAUUAGCAUUGAUUGCAGAAAAUGACGUACCAUUUGAUAUUGAUAGAGAUCCAAAAGUAUAUCCAUCAUUAGAAGAGCAAGCUUUAACAGCAAUUAAAGCCCUUAGUGAAGCCACUAAGGAUUCAGAUGAAGGGUUUUUCUUAUUGAUUGAAGGUUCAAGAAUUGAUCACGCGGGCCAUCAAAAUGAUCCAGCGGCUCAAGUUAGAGAGGUAUUAGCAUUCGAUAAAGCUUUUAAGGCUGUUUUGGAUUUUGCAGAACAAUCUGAAGUAGAAACUGUUCUAAUAUCUACUUCAGAUCAUGAGACUGGCGGUCUUGUUACCGCUAGACAAGUAACUGAAUCGUACCCUGAUUAUAUAUGGUUACCAGAAGUUCUAGCAAACUCAAGUCAUUCAGGUGAAUAUCUUAAAUCUUUAAUUUAUAAUUUUAAAGGUACUAAAACGGAAAAAACAAAAUUCGUUAAACACGAUAUCAUGGAAAACCAUUUAGGGAUUACUGAUUAUAGUGAAGAUGAAAUUAAUUCGUUGGUUUCAGAAAAUGACCAAAACAAAAUUCAAGAUUUGAUUAAUAUUAUGGUGAGCUUCAGAGCACAAGUUGGAUGGACUACUCAUGGACAUAGUGCUGUUGACGUUAAUAUAUAUGCGUAUUCUAAUAGACGUGAUAGAUGGCAUGAUGUAUUGGAUCAUUUACAAGGCAAUCAUGAAAAUAUUGAGAUUGGUCAAUAUAUGGCUAAAUAUCUUGAUUUGGAUCUAACUGCGAUUACAGAGUUAGUCAAGGAUACAAAUCAUUCUCCAGGUGCUACAAUUGCAGAGUUUGAAAAAUCCCAUGAUACUUAUGGUCACAAACUAAAUUAA
Messenger RNA from Maudiozyma saulgeensis, 1599 nucleotides. The record is from the annotation of a GenBank genome assembly. NCBI's taxonomy places the organism in Eukaryota, Fungi, Ascomycota, Saccharomycetes, Saccharomycetales, Saccharomycetaceae.